GACGCAAACCCAGUCUUUCCCACGGAAGUAUAGAAGCUUUGCUCUGGACUGGGCAAAAUCCAGUCCGUCAAUUGCCUGUACUGCAGCUUUUACCUCUACCAAGUCGAUCCGUUGCUAUUUAAGACAUGGAUUACACCAGCCAAGGGGAUAUGAACAGGCAGGUUAUGAACAGUCCUGAAACAAUUCCUCCUGGACCAAAUGAAGGUGCAGGAGUUGCAAGAAUCAGCCCCGAAAACGAGCCGCAGAACACCCCACUGCAACCCCCUGCCGCCAUGGCUAGGCUUCCACGGUCGCUCUCCAACGACUACAAAACGCUUCUCUCCGAAGAAACCAAACCAAAUGAUUUGGAGAGGACGAAAGUCGGGAUCUGCAAGCUCAGCAGCACCCCGGUGCAAGCCAACUCCAUGCUCCGGAGGGAAUCUGCUGAGACCUUUCCGUACAAGCAAGUGGCCGGGGCAGCGGCUGCCGGGCAAGCUGUGAUCCCUCACUGCAAAAUUGCUGCUUUGCAAAGCACAGACGGGGACGCUAACGCAGCCCUGGGUAAGAGCACGCUGGAGCAAAACAAUGCCAAAAGCACCUGGGUGACCUUGAGCCAGAGCACCGUGGUACUGGGUACAGAUGGCAACACCUCUGUUCUUCCCGGCAGAGUGGAGGGGGAAGACGAUGUAGGGGAUGAAAACAAAGCCCGAGGGAACUGGUCCAGCAAGCUGGAUUUCAUCCUCUCCAUGGUGGGUUAUGCAGUGGGGCUGGGCAAUGUCUGGAGGUUCCCGUACCUGGCCUUUAAGAAUGGGGGAGGUGCGUUCCUCAUCCCCUACCUGAUGAUGCUGGCUCUCGCCGGCAUCCCCAUCUUCUUUCUGGAGGUCUCCCUCGGGCAGUUCGCUAGCCAGGGCCCCGUCUCGGUGUGGAAAGCCAUCCCCGCCCUGCAAGGCUGUGGCAUCGCGAUGUUGAUCAUCUCUGUUCUGAUAGCCAUAUAUUACAAUAUUAUUCUGUGCUACACUCUUUUCUACCUUUUCGCCUCCUUUGUACCCGUGCUCCCUUGGGCGUCCUGUAACAAUCCCUGGAACACACCGGACUGUAAAGACAAAAACAAACUUUUAUUGGAUUCAUGCAUCAUUAGUGACCACCCAAAAAUACAAAUAAAAAACUCUACUUUCUGUAUGACUGCCUAUCCAAACUUGACUAUGGUUAACUUCACCAGUGAAGGAAAUAAGACAUUUGUCAGCGGAAGUGAAGAAUACUUCAAGUACUUUGUAUUGAAGAUUUCAGCAGGGAUUGAAUACCCUGGUGAGAUUAGGUGGCCCUUGGCGCUGUCUCUUUUCCUAGCCUGGGUGAUUGUGUAUGCCUCCCUUGCUAAAGGAAUCAAGUCAUCAGGAAAAGUGGUGUACUUCACAGCAACGUUUCCUUAUGUGGUUCUCAUCAUCCUACUUAUACGAGGCGUGACGCUACCUGGGGCUGGAGCUGGGAUCUGGUACUUCAUCACGCCUAAGUGGGAGAAGCUCAUUGAUGCUAUGGUUUGGAAGGAUGCUGCCACUCAGAUUUUCUUCUCCUUAUCUGCAGCAUGGGGAGGUCUAAUUACUCUCUCUUCGUACAACAAAUUCCAUAAUAACUGCUACAGGGACACACUGAUAGUCACAUGUACCAACAGUGCCACAAGUAUAUUUGCAGGCUUUGUCAUCUUUUCAGUUAUCGGCUUCAUGGCAAAUGAGCUCAAAGUGAAUAUUGAAGCUGUGGCAGACCAAGGUCCUGGAAUUGCUUUUGUUGUUUAUCCAGAAGCCUUAACUAGACUUCCCCUCUCUCCAUUCUGGGCUAUCAUAUUCUUUUUGAUGCUUCUGACACUUGGAUUGGACACUAUGUUUGCCACUAUCGAGACUAUAGUGACCUCUGUUUCAGAUGAAUUCCCCAAAUACUUACGUACACACAAGGCACUGUUCACUCUUGGGUGCUGCAUUUCCUUUUUCAUCAUGGGAUUUCCUAUGAUCACUCAGGGUGGAAUGUAUAUGUUACAACUUGUCGACACUUACGCAGCUUCUUACUCUCUUGUCAUCAUUGCCAUAUUUGAGCUUGUUGGAGUUUCCUACAUUUAUGGAUUGCAAAGGUUUUGUGAAGAUAUAGAAAUGAUGAUUGGAUUCCAGCCAAGUAAAUUCUGGCGAGUCUGUUGGGCCUUUGUGACCCCGACUAUCUUAACAUUUAUUCUUUGCUUCAGUUUUUACCAAUGGGAACCGAUGACUUAUGGAGCUUACCACUACCCUGGCUGGUCAAUGGUGCUUGGGUGGCUGAUGCUGGCCUGCUCAGUUAUUUGGAUCCCAGUGAUGUUUGUGAUAAAAAUGCACCUAGCCCCAGGCAAAUUUAUUGAGCGAGUGAAGUUGGUGUGUUCUCCACAGCCAGACUGGGGUCCGUUUUUGGCCAAGCACCGUGGUGAACGUUACAUGAAUAUGAUUGAUCCACUGGGAACCUCUUCCCUGGGACUUAAACUACCAGUGAAGGAUAUAGAACUGGGGACCCAGUGCUAAUGGUUCUUACCAUGGUGACAGAAAUAUUGUCAGCCUUUUCAGCUAUUCUUUCUGAUUUGUUUCCCCACCAUUUUUUUUCCUCACUGCAGUGCCUGGAAGUGGUUGCUUAGAGAAGCAGGAUUUACUGUUGCAUGCCACAGGGGAGACCUAGCUAGACCAUUUCCAGGGGUAGGUGAUGUCUAUGCUGUAUUAUGUUUUGGCUGAGACAGCAAAAGCAUGUUGCACAAUGGGUUACAUCCCAGGUUUUGUUGGGUUGUGUAGGAAUAAACAAAUGUUCCCUUGUAACAGCUAAAGGUGGAACUAGGAUUCUGUUACCAAUGUAAUGAAAGGGAAGGAUGGGAGUGAACAUAGGAAGGGUUCUCCUGCAGCGCUGGUAUCAGUCCAGCACAAGGCUUUCAUGAUAAGCGGAGUCACUUAGUCUACACUGACAGUGGAGCACACCUCGUUGUCACACAGUUCUUGUAUGAAUAUGAAUUAUGCUAACUUUGAGGACUUGCUAUCUAAAUAAGCAGAGACCCUUGAAACAGAAUGCCAGUAAGCAACAUGUGGGAUCAGAGCAGAAACACUGAUCUGCAUCCAUUAGAUGUUUUUGCAUAGGAAAAGUAAAGCAAAGCUUAGGAAAAAAAGAAAAUAUCAUUUGUGAUUGGAGCAAAUGGUAUUUGAGUCAAGAGGUGGUUUGGAAAUAAUGUCAGACUGAGGUGCAUGGGCACUGCAAUUAGAGUGCUGCCAUACAUUUCUUUCUGAAUUUGCUAUCUGUCAUAUCCAUUGGAAAUAACUCAGUUAUACAAUGCACCUGAAACCUGGCUGCUCUGGCCAGCUGCACAUACGUUCCUCCUGACUGAGGUUUUACUCUCUUCAGUACUCUGAAUUUGGUUUCCUUGUUUCUCUGCUUUCGUUUACAGUACCUCCUCAAGAAGCCAUCAUAUAAUUUGUGCCUAACUUUGUAUUCUUACAGUGGUAAGUGUAGUCUGGUUGUCACUCAGCAACAUUUAUUAGAAGUUAGAUGUGCUGUUCAGCCUUGUGAGUCCCUCUUCAUUCUCAUUCUUUAUACUACUUUUAGAUGUAUUCUUCUCUUUCAGCCAAUAGGAAAUAGCAAAACCCCAGUUGUCGAAAUAUUAUAUAUAUAUAGCAUAUAAAUUCUUCAAAGUGGUAUUCUCUGGAAUGUACAUAGUCUACAUAGUUUUCUUCUUCUUCUUCUUUUUUCCUAUUUAGAACGUUUUCAUGACACAGAAAGAAAACAAACAAACAAACAAAAGCAACAAUUAACCACUGCAGUCAUCCUCAGGGAUGCCUCAACAGAUGUACAAAACAUGAGGGUUGGAGGGGGAGAGAGUGAUACGACAUUUUAAUCAUUAUAUUUUAGGUAUCAGUUCUGUGUGGCAAUAGAAAUGUUAAACUUAAAUAAUUGUUACUUAUUGGGCAGAGUAAAAAAUAGAGCUUUUUAGGAGUACAUUUAUUUAACUGAAUAGAAAAUUAGCCCAUUUUAUUGUAAAUGCACUAGAACGAGGGAGAAAAAUGUCUUCACUAAUUGGCAAAAACAUAAUAACCUUUAUGAUAUUGUUAUAUUCUAUACAUACUUAUAUUUUUUAAGAGUGAUCAGUGUUCAUGUAGUGUGUACUAGUGAUGUUUUAUGUCCCUAUAAAUAUCUUAUCGACCAGUUUAGAGAUGGUGAGCUUAGAGUAGUUUAGCCUGUUUUUCCCUCCCCACACACACUCUUGUAGUAGCCAGUAAAUGUUCUUUCCUUUCAGGGGACUGUUUCUCUCCGGUUCUUUUGUCUGUCUGUCUUCAUAUUACAGGGUCUCAGGUAAAUCCUCAGUUACUGUGUGUCUGUAGAUCAGUAGAUGUGUUGUUCCAUUCCUGUAGAAGAAAACAAGGCAAAACCUAAACCUUGACAUAACACUUCUACAUGUUAACUUGUUUUCUCUCUCUGUGUGUAUAUAUAUAUAUAUGUAUAUGAAAUAUAUUAAUCAUUUUGCUGAACUUUCUCUUUCAUGGGGCAAUUAGUGUUGCCAGUUGUAAGCACUGCUGGAGACCUUUAAUCCUCAUGCAGGACAAGAAAAUGCCAUCAAGGCUGUCACUGAGGAUGGAUUUAGCUACAAUCUGUGCUGGCCCCUGAAUCUGUGCUCCACAGGCUCUGCCAGUCCCCACCUCAUGGGGCAGCAGAAUGGGACCCCACUGCAACUUCUCUGCCUUAAAGCUGUCCCCCUACUCUUCAGCUUUGCCCGCUAUUUCUUAAGGCGGUUUCUAUUCUUACUUCUGGCUUUUAUUUUCUUGGCAGAGGCAGAUGUGAGAAGCCAUGUUGAUGCAAUGAAACUUUGUCCCUUAUAUCUGCUUGGGGUUGAGAGCACUUUUCUGGGUGAAGAAAGGAACCUAAGUCAGUGAGACUUACGCAUUUUGGUCAGGAGAAAAAGCUCUAGGCCUGUCUUUACUGAUAGUAUCUAGCUUCUUGGCUUGAUUUUUGGAGUCCAGUCCAGUUUGCUUUUCUUACUGUUGCAGUAAAAAAACAAUAGAUCUAUAGGCUUGUUCCUCAUAAAGAAAAAAAGAAAAAAAACACAGUCAAAUCACAUAAUGGUUCUGAAUCCUUUCACAUUCUAUCUUUGUCUCAGGAUGUGCAUUGGAACCAGAAUUAACUAAUUGCAACAAAAUUGUCUCAGAAUGAAGAAGUUGGUUGCUGUCGACAUUAAGAAUAAAAGACAUAUCAUUUGAAGGAAUACUGCUAGGUGAUGAUAUCUGUCCUUUGGCUUGGAUUGCCAAAAUGAAUUACAUACAAAAAUUGCCUUCUAUUAAUUCUAUGAUUAAUCUGCAAUAUUUUAUUUUGUGCUGUUCCUGUGCUUGUUAAAUCCUUAUCACAGGAUUAAGUCUGACUUUGAAACUGAAGACAGAUUAUAGAGAGUGAUGUUCUUCUAGUUGAUUUUUGUCUUUGGCUUUGCCUUCAAUACUAGACAUGCAAAAAAGUUGGAGAGAGAGAGAAAAGAGUACAGAAGUCACCAAAGAUAUGGAAUGUUCACUACAUAUUAAAAACAGAAGUUUUUCAUGCUAGGCUUCUAAAAAGAAGUAUUUCACUGGCCAAAUCUGAACAUUGAGAUUAAAUUAACCAGCAGUGUCCUCUUUAAAUGAGAAGUAACCUUGCAGUUCAAGAAUGCACUUAGUUUAGUAUGUUCUAGAAAAAAAUGCAUGUACUUUAAUAAUUUUCUAAAAAGAAAUUUAGUAACUAAUUAAGUACGAGUAAAGAUCUUUGAACAUUAAAAAAAAAAAAAAAAAGAGGGGAAAAAGCCAUAUUAGUAAAAAUGCAAUGCGCUUACUUGGAGAUCUAUCUGUCCUGUGAGUAAAAAUGUUCAAAUUUGAUGAGAAUUAGUUUUGUUGCAUAUAUUUUUGUUGAAAUGAAGUUGAACUUCUGAAUGAGCCAAAAUGCACUGUUGUAUGCAUUAAAGAUCACAAUGCAAAUGUUCGCCAUCUUCAAAUUAUUUGGGGUCUUCCUACUAGUGUUUUUUAAUAUGCAAUACUCCAAACUUGUGUUUCAGCUAGACAUGGCGGCACUUUGUUCCCAAGAAAAGGAUUUAACAAAAUGACCUUUAAUUGAGAGGCUUGGAUUGUCUUUACAUGACAUUCAAUUGGGUCAAAGCAUUUUUUUUAUUAGGUUCUGAUCUGCUUUGAUGUCUGCAUUAGAUGUGCCUUGGCACUGAAGGUCAUUGCUUCCAAUGCACUGUGGCUAUCCCUUACCAUGAAACUCAAAAUGCUGAUUUAUUUUGAUACCUUUUGGUCUUUUUUGAAUAUAUGUAGAGUUAUAUGGAUAAUAUGAUUUCUUGCUGCCUGUGACAAAAGCAAAUGCUUGUUUAUGACAGAGAUUGAUUUCCUGUUGUUUUCUUCUUCUGCAACUCCACUUUUUCUUACAAUCAAAGACUGGUAUGAAGUGUGGGUUGCAGGCUGCAGAGCUUUUGGGAAGAGGUCUCCCAGAAGGCAUCUCUGUUUUGCCAUGAAUGCUGCUGUGCCUGGUGUUUGUUAGUUGGUAGCUAAGCUGUUUGCACAUCAGAUACUCGUAAAAUGGCCAGAUCUUGGUAUUCCAGAGGGACUCAGGUUGAUGACUUGAGGGGAGUGGGUGGGUUAUUUAUGGUCUCUGCCUUCAGGCAGCCUAUCACCAAAGAGGGAAGGUUUUCCUGAUGGGUUUAACAUAAGGCAAGAACCAGGCUGGACCUUACUGCUUGCAAUAUUAUUAUUUGCCCAUAAUACCUAAAUGCAUUUUCAGGUAACCAUUUGCCUUAUAGCUAUCUUCCAUUGUUAGGGAAAUCGUAGAUUGACUAAAACAUGUUAUCUGUCAUUUAUAUUAUGUAGUAUUACCUUGUAAGGUAGAUGCUUAGGUGGUAUAAAUUGUUACAGCUUUGUUAGGAGCUGUGACAGUUUACACCAGCUGAGAAUUUGCUCCCUGUGUCCUAUGGCACUUUACUACAGACCCAUCGCUGAUGGGUUAAAUCUUAAUUACUUGCGUAAUGUCAUAUAUAAAUAUAUAUAUAUGUUUACAGGCGUUCUAUGGGGUACUGCUGCCUAUGGAUAAAGAUAUGUACCCUAACCAGGUCAUUGAUUUCUUUUUUUCAUUAGCUGUACGUGGAGAAGAUGUAUUAUAUUACUAAGGUUGCAUCAUACGUAUCUCAUGUAGUGCAUAAUAUAAUGCUGUAUGUUAUUCAUUUAAGAAGUCAUUAUUCUUGAGGCCCUACCUCAAUUUUUGUAUUUAUGUCUACAAAUGCAAUUUAUUGUAUUAUAUAUUUGCCUAUUAUAUUUGGAUGUGAUAAAUUAAAAUUAUUCAAUAAUGUAUGGGCUCUAAAGACUCUAAAUAAAUGUCCAGUGUUUAAAACAAA
Molecule: messenger RNA, 7360 nt
Organism: Gallus gallus (chicken)
Lineage: Eukaryota; Metazoa; Chordata; Aves; Galliformes; Phasianidae
Gene: SLC6A5
Product: solute carrier family 6 member 5
Exons: 16
Coding region: 126-2510 (794 amino acids)
Biological process (GO): synaptic transmission, glycinergic; sodium ion transmembrane transport; glycine import across plasma membrane
Cellular component (GO): membrane
Molecular function (GO): glycine:sodium symporter activity
Source: RefSeq, a predicted model, not a curated record